Molecule: messenger RNA, 1506 nt
Organism: Pterocles gutturalis (yellow-throated sandgrouse)
Lineage: Eukaryota; Metazoa; Chordata; Aves; Pterocliformes; Pteroclidae
Gene: CAPN3
Product: calpain 3, (p94)
Exons: 18
Biological process (GO): proteolysis; negative regulation of apoptotic process
Cellular component (GO): cytoplasm
Molecular function (GO): calcium ion binding; calcium-dependent cysteine-type endopeptidase activity
Source: RefSeq, a predicted model, not a curated record
ACCAUAGUGCCAAUGCAGUACGAAACCCGGAUGUCUUGCGGGCUCGUCAAAGGUCACGCGUACUCUCUCACAGCCGUGGAAGAGACAACAUUUAAAGGGGAAAAACUACGUCUGGUAAGGCUGAGAAACCCCUGGGGGCAGGUAGAAUGGAAUGGACCUUGGAGUGACAAGUCAGAGGAGUGGAACUUUGUUAAUGAAGCAGAGAAAGUCCGCCUGCAGCACAAGAUUGCUGAGGAUGGGGAGUUCUGGAUAUCAUUUGAAGAUUUCAUGAGGUACUUCACAAAACUUGAGAUCUGUAACCUCACACCUGAUACUCUGGAAGCCGAUAAGCUCCAGACUUGGACCGUGUCAGUCAACGAAGGGCGCUGGGUGAGAGGCUGCUCCGCUGGAGGUUGCCGCAAUUAUCCAGACACAUUUUGGACCAAUCCCCAGUAUCGCUUGAAGCUCCUGGAGGAAGAUGAUGAUCCUGAGGAUGAAGAAGUUGUCUGCAGCUUCCUUGUUGCACUGAUGCAGAAAAAUAGGAGGAAAGAACGCAAGCUGGGAGCCAACCUGUACACCAUCGGCUUUGCCAUCUACGAGGUGCCCAAAGAGAUGCAUGGCACUAAGCACCACUUGCAAAAGGAUUUUUUCCUCUACAAUGCCUCCAAAGCUAGAAGUAAGACCUAUAUAAACAUGCGAGAAAUCUCUGAGCGCUUCCGGCUGCCUCCCAGUGAGUACGUCAUCAUCCCAUCAACGUAUGAACCCCACCAGGAGGGAGAAUUCAUCCUGAGGGUCUUCUCAGAGAAAAGAAGUCUUUCAGAGGAGGUUGAAAACAUGAUUGAGGCAGAGCGUCCAUCGAAGAAGAAAAAGGGCAAGCCUAUCAUCUUUGUUUCUGACAGAGCAAACAGCAAUAAGGAGCUGACAGCAGACGAAGACGCUAAAGACGGUGAAAAAACCCACGUAGAUGAGAAAAAGCGUCCUUCAGCAAAAGCUCGUGAGGGGAGUGAAGAGGAGAAACAGUUCAGGAAUAUUUUCCGACAGAUUGCAGGGGAUGACAUGGAGAUCAAUGCCGAAGAACUCAGGAAUGUUCUCAAUAAUGUCGUAAAAAAACAUAAGGACCUAAAGACAGAAGGAUUUGAACUGGAAUCCUGCCGCAGCAUGAUUGCUUUAAUGGAUACAGAUGGCUCAGGGAAGAUAAAUUUCGAUGAGUUUCGACAUCUCUGGGACAAGAUUAAAAGCUGGCAGAAAAUUUUCAAGCGUUAUGACACGGAUCAUUCAGGAACCAUUAACAGCUAUGAGAUGCGCAAUGCCGUCAAUGAUGCAGGUUUUCGGCUGAACAACCAGCUCUACGACAUCAUCACCAUGCGCUACGCCGACAAGAACAUGAACAUCGACUUCGACAGCUUCAUCUGCUGCUUCGUACGCCUGGACGCCAUGUUCAGGGCAUUCCACGCCUUUGAUAAAGACGGAGAUGGAAUCAUUAAGCUCAAUGUCCUAGAGUGGCUGCAGCUCACGAUGUAUGCGUAA